AUGGAGGAGCCGCUGCCGAAGAGAAAUGGAUCGGCAGAGGGAAAGCCAUUUUUAGAGGCGACAUUAAGAUCGUCGAAGACAAUUUCUUGUCACCCAAGUGCCUCCCAUCCGGUCGCACAGGGGUUACAUUCCAAAAACUAUUCAUACUUAAGCGAAAGUGCGUGGGAGUCCCGUGAGAGUAGCUCGGGGUAUUAUCACGAAAAGCAGGCAGAUUUCGACGAGGGUAUACGCCAUGGCUUCUAUCAGAGACUCUACCGGUUUUAUGAGAAGUAUAACCCCAAAAAAUUGGACAGAAUUGAGGAGUACCUUACCGCCUAUAAAGGGGAGGAGGAGCAGCUUUUUGCGAUACUGAAGGGGAAGUAUGGCCCAGAACCCCCAGAUACCGCACCCCAGCCAAUGAAUUCAGCAUGCUCUAGUGAGAAUGCCUCCAUCAUGCACUACGUGGGUAAACGUUACAGUUUUCCCACAGUUGUUUCUCCACAAGAAGGCAAUACAGACUGUGAGACGCCCUACUGGGGAAACUUUAACCUGAUUGGUGAGCGCGAUGUGCUAGGACUACUUUGCAACCUUGACACAACGAAUGAGGAGCUUCAAAAGUGUUACAUAGGGAUAUUAGCUCACCAUCCGAAUAGUGCAUGGAAUGGCAUGACGUACAUUACACGUGCAAAGGGAGUUGCUUCGAGUGGUAAUCCUUUUUUGGGACAUAUUUGGGCGGGUAAUCUUUCUAGUAGAAAAGCUAUGGUCCAUGAAGCUACCGUUUAUUAUCGUGUAGAUUUAUAUUGCACGGAUGAAUGCCAGCGAAGUGGACAACAUGAACGCUGGCGACUGAGCAUGUAUAGUAGUGAAGUGAUCUCGCUUAAUUUAUUUAGGGUGGUUUGGGAUCCGGUUAUUUCCUUUGAACCACUUCCUGUGACUCGGUCGGCAGUUUCGGUGCAUUCUUCCGAACAAGUUUCUCUAAUGGGAUCUAGCGCAAGUCAUCCUCGUUCUCGAAUUGUGGGGUUAGAGCAACCGCAACAGCCUCCUGUAGGUGCAACGCUGGCGAGCAUUGUGGCUACUCUGGAAAGACUCGAAGAUAAGUUGUGUACAAGGCUGGAUGCAUUGGAAGCAAAAUUGUUUUUUCUGGAGUUAAAGUUGUCUGCUGGUAACGAUGCGACGUCAAAUAAUAAUAACAGUUGA
Trypanosoma cruzi is the source of this 1176-nucleotide messenger RNA. RefSeq lists its product as uncharacterized. The record is from RefSeq and is a predicted model, not a curated record. The transcript has a single exon. Lineage: Eukaryota; Euglenozoa; Kinetoplastea; Trypanosomatida; Trypanosomatidae. The coding region runs from base 1 to 1176 and encodes 391 amino acids.